CCGUCCCGUCCCGUCGCUGCCCUGUCCGCAGCCGAGCUUUAAGCUGCGCGUGAACUUAUUCCCGUGACUCAGGACGUGCCUCUGGGCUGAAACCUUACUGUUCACACAGAGUUAUCAAUCCACAGGGGAAUUGUAUAAGUUCAGAGACCUGACCAUAGAAGAGCUGAAGAAUGUUAGCAAGACCUACCCAAACUUCACAUUCUCCAUGAACACAUACACCUUCAAGGAUGGAUCCCAGAAGGACCUCCUGAAUUUUAGUGGUACUGUUCCAGUGAAAUAUGGUAAUUCCUAUAACAUACCUAUUCAGCUGUGGAUUCUGGAUUCUCAUCCCUUUGCUCCCCCCAUUUGCUUCUUGAAGCCAACUGCAAACAUGGGCAUUUCAGUGGGAAAGCAUGUGGAUGCGCAUGGCAGGAUUUAUUUGCCCUACCUGCAGAACUGGAGCCAUCCUAAAUCAACUGUCAUUGGGUUAAUCAAGGAAAUGAUUGCAAAAUUUGAGGAAGAGCUCCCUUUGUAUUCGCUGUCAUCCUCUGAUGCAGCCAGGCAAUCAGAACUUCUCUCCUACAUUGCAAAGAUUACAGAAGGAGACACUGACAUGAAAUCAAGGAGUAAAAUUGGAGGCAAAAAUGAAGGAUGUUUUAAUAAAAUUACUGUUGUUGGAGCUGGAGAUCUUGGCAUUGCAUGUGUGCUAGCAAUUGCAGCAAAGGGUGUUGCAGACAAGGUGAUUCUUUUGGAUCUUUCUGAAGGUGCAGCAAAAGGAGGGACCAUGGACUUGGAGAUCUUUGCUCUGCCAAAUGUGGAGAUCAGCAGAGAUUUUUCUGCUUCUGCUGAUUCAAAAGUUGUGAUAGUUACAGUUAAUUCUCUGGGUAAUGCUCAGACUUACCUCGAUGUCAUACAAAGCAAUGUGGAUUUGUUCAAAGGAAUUAUUCCAGCAAUAUCACACUACAGUCAGAAUGCUGUUCUCCUUGUUGCUUCUCAUCCAGUUGAAGUAAUGACAUACGUGGCGUGGAAGCUGAGCGUGUUUCCCAAAAGCAGAGUGAUUGGAGUAGGUGCCAACCUUGACUCUGAGAGAUUUCAGUACAUACUGACAAACCUUUUGAAAGCAGAGGUGCUGGCAAAAGAUGCCUGGGUUAUUGGUGAACAAGGGGAAGACAAAGUAUCAUCGUGGACCAGUUAUAAUUUAGUUGCAAAUCAAAUGGAAGGAAUGGCUGCUCGUAACUCGAGGGAAAAGGUGGCCAACAGAGCUAUGGAAGUUCUAAAGGGAAAAGGUCAGAGAUCUUGGUCUGUUGGGCUCUCAGUUGCUGAUUUGACUGACAGCAUUCUGAAAGAUAAAAGAAAGAUUCAUUCUGUAUCCACUCUGGCAAAGGGAUGUUGCAACAUAAACAGUGAAGUGUUCUUAAGCCUCCCGUGUAUCCUUGGAACUGGGGGAGUGAUUGAAAUGGUCAAACUGGAAGAAGACCCAGUGGUGCAAGAGAAACUGCAGAGCAGCGCAGGGUCCAUUCAUGACCUUCAGCAGCAGCUGAAGCUUAUAAGUAUAGAGACCUAACUAUACAGGAGACAACCAGUGUUAUUACUCAAUACAAGGACCUCAAACCUGUCAUGGAUUCAUAUGUUUUUAACGAUGGUUCCUCUAGGGAGUUGAUGAGCCUCAGUGGAACCAUUCCCGUG
Molecule: messenger RNA, 1665 nt
Organism: Myiozetetes cayanensis
Lineage: Eukaryota; Metazoa; Chordata; Aves; Passeriformes; Tyrannidae
Gene: UEVLD
Product: UEV and lactate/malate dehyrogenase domains
Exons: 14
Coding region: 206-1543 (445 amino acids)
Biological process (GO): protein modification process; carboxylic acid metabolic process; protein transport
Cellular component (GO): ESCRT I complex
Molecular function (GO): oxidoreductase activity, acting on the CH-OH group of donors, NAD or NADP as acceptor; ubiquitin binding
Source: RefSeq, a predicted model, not a curated record